Microcebus murinus (gray mouse lemur) is the source of this 6152-nucleotide messenger RNA. RefSeq names its product microtubule interacting and trafficking domain containing 1 (gene MITD1). Gene Ontology annotation, biological process: midbody abscission. The record is from RefSeq and is a predicted model, not a curated record. Gene Ontology annotation, cellular component: midbody. Lineage: Eukaryota; Metazoa; Chordata; Mammalia; Primates; Cheirogaleidae.
CGUCACGUGACCGCGUCCCGGAAGCGCAGCAAAUCCGCCCACCUUCAGCCUGGAUGCGGAGGGGAGUGCCUGGAAUUAUGGCGCAGUCUGGGCUUGGGCAGGAUCCCGAGAGCACUGCUGCAGUCACCGUGCUAAAGCGGGCGGUGGAACUGGAUUCGGAGUACCGGUACCCGCAGGCUCUGGUGUGCUACCAAGAGGGGAUUGAUCUGCUCCUGCAGGUUCUGAAAGGCACCAAAGAUUAUACUAAGAAAUGUAAUCUCAGACAAAAAAUUUCCAACUACAUGGAUAGAGCAGAAAACAUAAAGAAAUACUUGGAUCAAGAAAAAGAAGAUGGAAAAUAUCACAAGCAAAUUAAAAUAGAAGAGAAUGCAACAGGUUUCAGUUAUGAGUCACUUUUUCAAGAAUACCUUAAUGAGACAGUUACAGAAGUUUGGAUAGAAGAUCCUUAUAUUAGAAAUACUCAUCAGGGCAUUAAGAAAGAGCAACAAAUUAGCGCCCUGGAAGAAAUAAAACAAUCACUCAGCAAUCAUGGAGUGCUGUUGGAAAUAGAAUACUCUUCUUCAAUACAUGACCGAGAAAUUAGGUUCAACAAUGGAUGGAUGAUUAAGAUUGGAAGGGGACUGGAUUAUUUUAAGAAACCACAGGGUAAUUUUUACCUUGGAUAUUGUGAUUUUGAUUUAAGACCAUGUCAUGAAACAACAGUGGACAUUUUUCAUAACAAGCACACAAAAAAAAUAUGAUGGGUAGUAGCCUAAUUUAUAUAUUUCUACUUUAAGUGAAUAUUGGAUUUUUAAAUUUUUGAACAGAUCAUUUUAUAAUGUAUAUAUUUCACAAUAAACUUACAUUUCUACUAAUUUAUGGAUGCAUUGUUCAGUUGUGGAACAAUCCUAAAUAUAUCUGUACAUAUAUUACUCAGUAGAUUUAUACUCUUUCUUUCAAGUCAUAUAGCUAAUUUAAACAUGUUUUACCAGCUUUUCUCUUAUUGAAAGAUAAGUCAACAAAUAAUGAGCAUCUAUUAUGAAGAUGAGUUGAAUUUUAAACUUGCCCUUGGGGGUGUUUUGAGUUUAGGAGGGAAAAUUGUCGUGGAUUAGCAUGCUUUUAAGAGACAUAUAUGCUUGCCGAUCUAAUAACCAGGAAAAAAAGUAUUCUGUUAAAAAAUGGAAAAAAAUACAAUGUUAAUUUUGUUAACAGUUAAGAAAGAUAAUUGUCUUUGGCAGACAUUUACCAACAUUCAGUUGUCUAAUAUUACCUAACCUAAAGGCAAAUCAAGCUAUUUAGUUAUCCAGAUACCUUUUGCAGCUCAUUUACUUUGGCUGGCAUAUUUGUGAAGCCGUGUAGCUUAGAAUCAACUGUUCUGGGUAAGCUCAUCUAUCCAGAUGCCAAUUGAGUGGUUGGGGACAAAGAAAAGGUUCCACGGAGAUGGGCUGGAAGAGGGGACGAAUGCUAGAGGACGUAAGCUUAAAGAACAAGCUAAGCCAAAGUCUGUAAGAGGAAACUUAGGUUCCAGUAUUCGGUAUUGGAGAGUGUACAUACAAACAUCACAUUUGGAGACCAUUCAGGCAGAGUUAAAUGGUGUGGAAGCCAUAGGAACAGAGUUGGACAGAGUGGUCUGGGCAACCUUGCACAUUAUGUGGAUUAAACAGCUAAUUAAAUUAAAAAUCCAUUUAAAAAAAACCCACUAAAUGAACUAAGCAUAACAUAAAACCUAGGAACUGUAAAGGAAAGAACAAAAGAUAUAUAAAUUUUUAAAACUUGAGUAAAAAAAACCAUAAACAAAGUUAAAAAACAUGAAAGAUAAAAUUUACAACAUACAGAAAAAGUUAACAUUUCUAAUAUAUAAGUAAGAUGGCCAGAUUUUUGGCAGUGACCUUGACCUGACCUCCUUUAGCCUCCCCAAGGACUUGGUCCUGAGAGCACUCUCUUCCUGCUUUACUGCAUUAUUCCUGCCAGUACACAUCCCCAGCCAGAUGCCACCCUAUUUUUUGUUCUCCUUCAUGAAUGAACUUCUUGAAAGAGUUCUUUCUAUACAGGUUUUUCUCAUUUCCUCACUACCUAGUCACACACACUUCAACAUACUUUAAUCUAGCCACCCCAGUUACUCCACUGAAAUUGCAUUUGUUAAUGUCAUGACCUCCAUACCACCAUAUUACCUGACCUUUCAGGAGCAUUUGACCCGGUUGGCUGCUCCUCUCUUGAAAUUCUCAAUUUUCAUGAAACAUACUUUUCUCCUUCAUCCUACCUUUUAAAUACUGGAAUUCCCCUAAACUAGGUACUAGGUAGUAACCUCAUUUUUUUCAGUUCACACACUGUAAGUGAUUACACCAGUAAGUGCUCUUAGUAAAAAGCAACAAAAAUUGCUACUACCUAAUGUAAGCAAAAAGGGAUUUAUUAUAAGGAUAGUAGGUAGUUGAGCUGUAGACUGAGACGUGGAGGCUUUGCAGUGAAAAAUCACAUCUAGAAUCACAGCCCAGAACUAAUCAGAUGAUACCCUUGCUGACCCUGAUACAAGAGUUGGAUGCAGUAGCCUGCGUCACAUCACUGGCAUGGGACGCUACCAUUGUCUGCCUCACUGCCUUUGUUACCCAAGAAAUUCAGGCUCCUGGCAUUACUGCUAGGGAAGGGUUCUCACCAUCCCAGAUUUUCUGCAUCACUAGCUUCUGAUUCAAAGUCUGGAGCAGGUGAACCUGAUUGGCAGAGCCUAGGUCAUGUGCCCAUUCCCUCAUUUCAAGGGAGGCUGGGAAAGCGUAUAUUUCCAUGGAGGGAAGUGGGCUCUAGUUCCCACAAAGUUUUUUUUUUUUUUUUUUGAGAUAGAGUCUCACUUUGUUGCCCAGGCUAGAGUGAUCCCACCAAGUUUUAUAAGGUGGAAAAUUCCCCAAGCAUAAGGGGAUUCAGAUGCUAAAUGGUUUACAUUUUAAAUUUUAGAUUAAUUAUAAAAGUCCAAAAUUGUCCAUUUUCAUGACUAUUUAUAUGCUGUCAACUCUCAAAUUUACAAAUUAAGCCAACUUCUUGGAGUUCUAAUUCAACUGCCUAUUUGACAUGUCAUAUGGCAUCUCAGAAGCACACAAACAGUAUACCUCCACUGAAAUUUUGAUACACAUUCUCACAUUCCACAUGUUUACUCCCACCACCCAGCUAAGAAAACUAGGAGUCAUUUUUACUUCUCUGUCUCAUCCCCAUAUGUAAACACUCAAAAAGUUCUGCGGAAUCUACCUGCAAAAUAUGCCUUGAAUCUGUUCCAGGUGUUGUUUCCUCACAUUUCUUCUGGAAUUUGAAACCCUUAACACCCUUCAUCUGAUGAUAUCCUCGCUCUUGAGGAACAGAUGGUAUUACUGCACCAAAGCACAUUUUAUCAGGAUUUUUAUACUUUUCGCAGAGAAUAAUUUUCAUGUGUUGCAACAAGUAGUGUUUAAAAAUAUGCCCAUGAGAAAUCUCAAAAUUGUGUUUACUUGGUACUUAAUAUUGCUGCUAAAAAAUAAAUGCACCUGCCCAUUAAACGUGCCUCAAAUCAACAGCUAAACUGCUAAUUAUGUUAGUCCCAGGAACAACUUGGAAAGUAAAAUCCCCUUCACUUAACUCCACCCUGACUCUGAGAUAACCAGUUGUAGGCAAAACCCUGUAUGUCCAUUUCUUCUGUUCCUCAACAAAAGGGGGGGGAGGGUGUGGGGGGGUAGAAUGGAUCCAUUCUGAUAUAUGAAAAGAAAAUAAUUCAUAAAAAAGAGGACUGAAAUCAAUUUGGUGAUAUUCAAAUACUAUAUUACAUUGUUUCAGAGGUCUCUCAGGGUCCUGAAACUCCUGUGUUUCAGGCUGAAUUAUGCUUUCCUCCCCUGUCAAAUUCAUAUGUUGAGGUCCUUACCCCUAGUACCUCAGAAUGUAACCAUAUUUGCAGAUAACGUCUUUAAAGAGGUAACUAAGUUAAAAUGAGCUCUUUAGGGUGGACCCCAAUCCAAUAUGACUGAUGUCCUUACAAGAACAGGGAAUUGGGACACAGAUAUGCAUGCACCCAGAGGGAAGAUCAUGUGAGGACAUGAGAAUGUGGCUGUCUGCAAGCCAAGGAGAGGUCACAGAAGAAAUCAGACCUGCUGGCACUUUGAUCUUGGACUUCCAGCCUCCAGAACUGUGAGAAAUACCUGAGAGUGUCAUGGCAUCUUUAGCAAACUUAUACUCUCGCAUUGUUUCCUUUUUGAAGAACCAAAGUUAAGCCCCACCCUGUAAACAGGAAUCAUCUCUAAUUUUUGACAAGUGCCGAAUAACACUGUCCACUUCUUUCCGUAGCCAUUGCCAGCAACAUCUCUUGUCUGGACUCUUACAGUAGUCUCCCAACUAGCUCUCUGCUUCCUAUUUUGCCUUAUACCAAUACAGACCAGCCAGAAUAAUCUUUAUAAAAAUGUCUUCUCAUUGCACUUAAAAUAAAACCAAGCUCUUCUUUGGCUUAUCAGUCUCUACAUGACUUAUCACUCCAACUUCAUCUUGCUCCAUUCUCCCCUUUGAUCCCACACUUGAAUCUGCCUGUAUCUCUUUCAAUGCCUUAAAUAAACCUAGCUCUUUCCUGCUUUAGGGACUUCCUCUAUGCUGUUGUGUGGCAAAUUGUCCCUUACCAAAAUGGCUACAAUAAAAUCUCCCAUUCCAGAAGCUCUUGUUAUAAUGUCUUUGACAUUCCUCCCAUGGAAAUGUGGGAGGAAUGUCACCUCCUAUUCCAUUUUGAUGUGCUUGUGACAACAGAAGUGAUACUAUGUUAAUUCUAGGGCUAGGUCAUAAAAAGGAAACAGCUUCUGCCCUGCUUUCUUGGGUUACUAGGUCUGGGAACCCAGCCACCAUGGAGUGAGGAAAUCCAGGCAGCCCAAGCAGAAAGGAGCUGAAGCCCUUAGCUCACAGCCCCAGCUGAGCUCCCAGCCAGUGGCUAGAACCAAUGUGCUUCCAUGUUGGAAGUGGAUGUUUCUGGCCCUGGUUAAACUGUUCUAGCUAAUGCUGUUGAAUCAAAUGGGUCAUAAGAUCAAUCUUUAGAAAAGGAAAUGAAAUGGAAUAUAAAAUAUCAGAGAAGUAAAUAGUGAAGGAUAAGCAUUGUAUUGUGAAGCUUGUUAGAUAAGCUUUGCUAGCUUUGUUACAUGAAUGUGUGUGUGGGCUGGGGCACAAUGUAAAAUAUAUUUUUUACUCCAAUUUCACUCUAGUUUUUAAAAAGUUUGAAAGCCACUAUACUAAACUGUCAAUUCGUGAGGUCAGAAAACACGUCUCUUUCACUCACCACAGACAUCCGACUACUAGCACAGUGCCUGGCACAUAGGAGGCACUCAAUAUCUAGUAAGUACUGUAGAAAUAAAGAGUAUGUGAAUGAGUGAACUGUAGAGACAGGAAAGGGCUAACAGCGAUGUUACUCUUUGAAGAAGUCUGGCAAUGGAGAGAAAAGGAAUCUCGAGCAGGAGAGUUUUGUGAAAAGGGAGAUGUAGAUAUAUUCAUUCUUAUAUUUAAGAAUUUAUAUUUAAGGAUCCAAUAAAAGUGAAGAGAGAAAAAAACACAAGAUAAGGAAGAUAUGUAAGUGAUGGUUUAAGGCCCAAACACAGGCAAGAGAGGACAAACUCCAGAGUAAAACUAGAGGGAUUAGCUUGAAGGAAAGGGAGAUAUUUCCUUCUCUGAUGCUAAAUGGGAAGAGAAAUGUUGAAGUAGAGAACAUUGGGACCAGAAGGGCUCAUUUCUGGUGUCAGCUCUCAACAAAUUCUGAAUCAAGGUUUGUGACAAGAGUAGUGGAAUUCUGAGCUUGAAAAGAGUGGAAACCUUUAGGAAUAAACCCUUUCAAGAAUAAGGAAGUCAAUCAGAGAUGAAAUGAAUCUGACACCAACAGAAAGAAGAUACACAAAUUGAAAAUUAUAAAUAUGAAAUUGGGCUAAUCUGCAUGAGAUUUCUGCCCCCCACCAGUAUUGCCUGUUGGAAUAAGUAAGAAAUCAACUGUUUAGAUUAAAAUUAGAAGCGGCUAUGAUAGAAGGCCAAGGGGAGAAGCAAAUGAGAAUAUUGGUAAGAUAAAGAACAGUAUAUUUACAGUAUAAUUCAGGCUAGGGUAGAAGGAAAAUAAAGCAAGAAGAUAUUAGGGAGGGGUUGAGGGCUUAGAAAAGUGCAUUGGGCUUGAUUUAGUAGGAUAGAAUGGAAAGUUAAGAAAAUAUAAC